GGCAGUUGUACACACCGUCGACUUGACUUGACUUGAAUACCCAAUUAUAUCGGGUUUGCCGGAAUACAAUGAUCAGAAUUCGUGGAAAAAGAGUUUUAACGGUUUUAGCUUUUGUGAUGGCAAUUUGUGUAUCUUUCCAGCUAGGUCUUAUAUGGAGUACUCGUUCCUCCUUUUCUGACAUUGUUCGUGAACAACCAGAUGUCGAAAGCCAUAUGCAGCGGUUGCAAUUACGAGAACUGACAAUGAAUCACACGACAACUUCUACUUCGCAAGUUAAUUACAAAUCAUUUCUUAUAACCAGGAGAUCUUGUAUGCAACAUUACGAUCUUCUUAUCAUUAUCUCAUCCGCUCCAGGUAACUUCGAAAGAAGGAAUAACAUUCGUAAGACAUGGGCAUUUGAAAGAUCCGCAAAACCAAGAUGGACGUCCGUUUUUCUUGUCGCUCAAACACGGAAUGAAACAGUUUCGAACGUGUUGCUUGACGAAGAUGAAGCUCUUAAGGACCUCGUUCGAGCUAGCUAUUAUGACCACUACUGGAAUCAAACCCGAAAGAUACAAAUGGGCUUCGAGUGGGCAGUAACGUAUUGCAAUUUCUCGUUUCUUUUGAAAUUGGAUGACGACGUUUUCGUGCACGUUCCAAGAGUUCUCUCCUUCUUAAGCGCACCCACCACGCCGAAGAAGAUGCUUUAUGCUGGCUGUCAUUAUGCAAACAUGGGCCCUCAUAGGAAAGGCAAAUGGAUGGUAACUUACGAGGAGUAUAACGAGACAAGAUAUCCAGACUUUUGCCCCGGUUUUGGAUACAUUUUAUCUCACGAUGUUGUGCGCGCAUUUGUUGACACUUUCUCUUCUUUGCCGUUCUUCAGACUGGACGAUGUUUACGUUGGCAUGCUGGCGAGUAAGAACGGAAUAAGUAUCACAAACAAUGUGGGCUUUGAAGUAUGGCAUCCACCCCAAUAUGUAUGUGUUCCAACAAAGGAUACUUUAGUCAGGCAUGAUGUAGGGGAAGAGUGCCAGAUGAAAAUGUUUAACUUAACCAUUUUCCCUCAGUAGUUCAAUGGCGUGGUUAGUACAUACGAAUAUUUAGACAAAUUCUUCAGCGAAUGAUGUUUCCCUGUUCGAUAUCCGUUGUUGAUUUGAAUGCAGCUAAUUAAAGCUAUCUUUGUCUUGAAUGGGCGUUGCUCGAAGAAUCAGAAUCAGGGCAUUGGAUGCUACAACAUUCACCGACAAUCAGGCUGAGUGUCAGAGGGAGUUGUAUAUCUGUCACUAUUAGCAGUAGAUAUCGAGAUACGACUAUCGCAGUUUAUUAUUUUAUAGGGAAUGUUAUUGAAUCUUAUUGCUCUCUCAUCUUAUAAAAAUUGAUUGCAACUUUAAAUACAUUUAUUUUUCCUUGAAAAUGCACAAAAAGUGACUGUGGAGAAGUUUGUUGGAAACUAUCAAAAUGUGAUGUAAGAUUUAGCUCUUACCGACCUAAGAGCAAUGAAGACUUUAUAUUCUUUGAUCCAGAAACAUACAGGGUGAGGAAGCAAGAGACACGGAAAAAUUUAUAUCAGAAAUGAAGUUGAUAAAAUGAACUCUUCCAGCGGGUUUUUAAGCAAUCUUAAAACAUUGACUCAUACAUGUAACCAAAGAUUACUCAACGGAACUAUUCCGUUUCAGUGUAGAAUAGAAACUGUCACACUGCUACAGAGGUCAGAUAAUUUCUAGGAUUUCAAUUUUACUUUUACCUAUUAAAAGAGAGUUCUCAUUAUUAUGCUCAGAAAUGCUGACUAAAAACCUGGUUUUGAUGUAAAAAAGAUGUUGGUUAGAGUAUUUAUGUUUUAAAUAUUGUCAGUUUAGAAUUCAUAAACUCAUAUUAAUUCAAUUCAAGUCAAUUCAGUUGUACUGUUAUAUUUACAGCUUGACAUCUACUGCUCGCAGAUAGCAACAGUUAGUCGAGGCAAGCAGUAGUUUCACACAUAUUAAGAAAAACUUUACGGUAACAAAUCACAGAAAAGAGAUAAAUAUUCACUUGAUAGUUAUGCUAAAUAAGGCUGAUUAAAAACCUGAAUAUACUAUAAAAAUAUGUUGGUUAGAGUGU
Pocillopora verrucosa is the source of this 2076-nucleotide messenger RNA. RefSeq names its product beta-1,3-galactosyltransferase 1-like. Gene Ontology annotation, cellular component: Golgi membrane. Gene Ontology annotation, molecular function: hexosyltransferase activity. The record is from RefSeq and is a predicted model, not a curated record. Lineage: Eukaryota; Metazoa; Cnidaria; Anthozoa; Scleractinia; Pocilloporidae.